AUGAUUGCCUGGGAUACUUGCCGUAUACGGCGCACAGUUCGUUUCAAAUUUUUAAUAUCAGGUGAUCAUCUUGUUGAAUUAAAAUCUUCUUGUCCAGAAGUUUUAAAAGAAUUGAAUAUUGGUGAAUUAACUGAUAUAAGUUUCAUUGAGGCAUGUAAAUUGUUUGCUAGAGGAUCAGCUAGUGGUACAACGCGUGAUUGUAAAAGUAAAUGUGCAACAAAACAUUAUCCGUGUAAAAGAGCUGGAGUUGCUUGUUCUACAAAAUGUCAUAGUAAAAACGGGACCUGCAAGAAUAUGGGGGAUUAAAAUGAGCAUUGCUUAAACUGUACAUUGUUGUUUUUUUCCUCUGAGAGCUGCACGUGUUGUGAAAAAUAAUGAAGUGUAAAUAUUUUGAUUUAUUUUAAUAUUCAUUCCUAAUUAGAAUAAGUAAAACCUUUACGAAAGCCAAAUUGUGGAAAUGGACAUAUCGAGCGUUAUGAAUAUACAACCAAGCUAUAUUUUUAUACAAAAAAUUUAAAAAAAACCAAAAAGAUUCUGGAUCACUUCAAUAAUCAUGCCAUCUUUACGCGGUGAAGUGGAUAAGUAUCCUGUUGAGUAACAACCUAGAUUCUCAUUACGAGUAUGAACAGGAGCGUUACUGGAAAGAUGAAACCAAGAGAAUGUUUUUAUAUCUUUUCUUGACUUUUUCUACGAUAAAAUUGAAUAACUACAGGCAAUAUGCACUUUUUUAACGCUCAUCUCACCAUUUUGUUUUUAUUUGAAUUUUGACUAAAAAUUUCCAAAAAAACAGAAAAUCUUUGAAAUUGAAUUUUGACCGAACAAAAUCUAAAUUUGAAUUUUAUCCAAGAAAUUUCUGGUCAAAC
This is a messenger RNA of Didymodactylos carnosus, 863 nucleotides long. The record is from the annotation of a GenBank genome assembly. Lineage: Eukaryota; Metazoa; Rotifera; Eurotatoria; Philodinida; Philodinidae.